AUGUCCUCUAUACAAAAAAACAUCAUUGUUUUAUCAACGUCAUCGAGGCAUGACCAACGACACAAACUAACAAUGGCGGAAAAGAAAGCCAAAAAGAAGAAUGGUCCACGCCUGGAGUUGACUAAGGAGAUGAAGGCGGAUCUCAGGGAGGCAUUUGAUGUAUUUGACGCUGACGGGUCGGGGACGAUAGAUGCUAGUGAACUCAAGAUAGCCCUACGCGCUCUUGGAUUCGAACCCAAGAAAGAUGAAAUGAAGAAGCUGGUGGCAGAAAUAGAUACCGAGGGAACUGGUAUCCUCGAUUUCGAUGAUUUUUUAACGUUAAUGACGAAGAAGAUGACAGAGAAAGACGACACCGAGGAUCUACAGAAAGCUUUCUGGUUGUUUGACGAGGACGGGACGGGGAAGAUUUCCCGCGCUAACCUGGACCGCGUGGCCAUAGAGCUAGGGUACGACCCCGACAAGAUGCAGGACGAACUACAGGAAAUGAUUGACGGGGCGGAUCGAGAUGGGGAUGGAGAAGCUUCCUCCAAUCAGAAAAACUCAAAAAUAACUCGGAAAACCCAUCUAAAAUUGACAGAAGAACAAGAAUUGGACCUUCGGGAAGCCUUUGACAUAUUCAGUAGAGGCGGUGAAGAGAAAGGAGAUGGUACGAUAGAUGCCGAGGACCUUAAGAUUGCAUUGCGAGCUCUUGGUUUUGAGCCGAAACAGGACGAAAUCGGAAGACUUAUCGCUGACGUAGACAAAGAUGGAAAGGGUUUGUUAGACUUUAACGACUUUCUGGCCAUAAUGACGAAGAAAAUGACCCAGAAAGACGAGACAGAGGAUCUAGAGAAAGCAUUCCAAUUGCUGGAUCGGGACGGAGACGGAAAAAUUAAUUCCGGCGAUCUUAAAUGGGUGGCUUCCGAGCUUGGUUACUUUACAGGAACUAUGGCCGAGGAACUCCAGGAAAUGAUCGAUUUUGCUGAUCGUGAUGGUGAUGGUUUGGUCAACGAACGGGAAUUCCUCAAAUUCCUUAAGAAAACCUCGUUUGAUUAA
Molecule: messenger RNA, 1035 nt
Organism: Saccostrea echinata
Lineage: Eukaryota; Metazoa; Mollusca; Bivalvia; Ostreida; Ostreidae
Product: calcium-binding protein LPS1-beta-like
Exons: 10
Coding region: 1-1035 (344 amino acids)
Biological process (GO): centriole replication; mitotic cell cycle
Cellular component (GO): centrosome; centriole
Molecular function (GO): calcium ion binding
Source: RefSeq, a predicted model, not a curated record